Manihot esculenta (cassava) is the source of this 1762-nucleotide messenger RNA. RefSeq names its product protein DETOXIFICATION 33. Gene Ontology annotation, molecular function: xenobiotic transmembrane transporter activity; antiporter activity. Gene Ontology annotation, cellular component: membrane. Lineage: Eukaryota; Viridiplantae; Streptophyta; Magnoliopsida; Malpighiales; Euphorbiaceae. The record is from RefSeq and is a predicted model, not a curated record. Gene Ontology annotation, biological process: xenobiotic detoxification by transmembrane export across the plasma membrane. The coding region runs from base 181 to 1692 and encodes 503 amino acids. The transcript has 8 exons.
UGUUAAUGUUAUGCAUCGGUUUCGGUUUACGUUACAUGACACUCAUCUCCAAGAGUUGACACACAGAAAGACAAGUGUGUGUCACCUGGAAAAUGGGGAAGAGACAGGUGGAAAAUUUAAGGUGGAACACUGUAGUUUACCACCUCUCUGGGGAAAAAGGGAACAGAACCAGCAAUUCUGAUGGAGAAAACAGAUGAUUCUGUUCAAGAAAAACAUGUUGAUUAUGAGACUACGAGUUGGAAAAAUAUAGUGAAGAAAAGCUGGAUUGAAUCAAAGAAGAUGUGGGAAAUAGCAGCACCUGCUAUGAUCACAGCAGUAACCCAUUUCUCUAUUGGAUUUGUCACUUGUGCAUUUGUUGGCCAUUUGGGAGAGCUGGAGCUUGCUGCUGUUUCAAUUGUUGAGAAUGUAAUUGAAACUUUUGCUGAUGGGAUUAUGCUAGGGAUGGGAAGUGCCCUGGAGACGCUGUGUGGGCAAGCUGUUGGUGCUGGACAACUCAACAUGCUUGGAAUCUAUAUGCAAAGAUCAUGGAUCAUUACUGGGGUCACUGCUCUGGUUUUAACGCCUUUUUAUGUUUUUGCUUCGCCAUUAUUACAAUUCCUUCAUCAAGACAAGGAUAUUUCGAAGCUUGCUGGAAAGUACUCGAUAUGGGUGAUUCCUCAGUUGUUUGCUUAUGCCAUAAAUUAUCCAAUACAGAAGUUUCUUCAAGCACAGAGCAGAGUGUGGAUUAUGACCAUCAUUUCCAUUGUAGCUCUUGCAUUUCAUGUGCUGUUGAAUUGGGUGCUUGUGACAAAAUUGAAUCAUGGGCUACUUGGUGCUGCCAUCGCAGGGAACAUCUCAUGGUGGCUUGUGGUUUUGGGUCAGAUGGUUUAUUUGGUCUGUGGCUGUUUCCCUGAGGCGAGGACUGGUUUCUCCUGGUUAGCUUUGAAGUCAUUAGCUAGUUUUCUAAAGCUCUCAAUUGCAUCAGCUGUAAUGUUAUGCUUGGAGGAAUGGUACUUUACAACAGUGAUUCUUAUGGUGGGAUGGUUGGACAAUCCAGAAAUUGCAGUGGAUGCCAUUUCCAUCUGCAUGAACCUGCAACUGUGGACUCUGACGAUUGCUCUAGGUUUCAAUGUAGCAAUAAGUGUACGAGUAUCGAAAGAGCUUGGAGCUGGACAUCCCAAAGCAGCAAAGUUCUCAAUGGUGGUGGCUGUUCUAACUUCAAUAAUAAUUGGAGUUAUAUUCACAGCUUUGGUUCUGGUAACAAAAGAUGACUACCCAAAGGUGUUCACUGGAAAACCAGUGGUCAUGAAGGAGGCUUCAAACCUGUGUUACUUUCUGGCAGCAACCAUUUUUCUCAACAGCAUCCAGCCUGUACUCCAUGGGGUGGCAGUGGGUGCAGGGUGGCAGUUCUUGGUGGCCUUGAUCAACAUUGGGUGUUACAUUGUGUGUUAUUACAUCAUCGGACUUCCUGUCGGUGCUGUGCUGGGAUACAAGUUAAAGCUCGGUGUUAAGGGCAUAUGGUUAGGGAUGCUGGCUGGUUGUCUGCUUCAGAUAAUCAUUCUGAUUUUCUCCUUCCUGCGAACUAACUGGCACAAAGAAGCUGUGAAAGCUGAAGAGCACAUCAGAAAUUGGGGUGGGUCUGAGGAAGCGCAGCAAAAUUCAUCAGAAAACAACGUGAAUGGUGAUGAAUUUGUUUUGGAAAGAACUCGAUAAAAUCAACACCAGGUUGCAGUUUAUAUGCUGCCAAUUAAUCAAUCGGCUGAGAAAUUAAUUUAUAUUAAAA